AUGAAGUUUGAGAAAGCAAGGCCAUUCAUGGCCAUUGUUUUCAUUCAGUUUUUGUAUGCAUUGAUGUCUAUAGUAGCGAAACUAGCUUUGAACCAAGGGAUGAGCCCUCAUGUCUUAGUUGCUUACCGUAUGGCAGUUGCUGCAGCUCUCAUUACUCCUUUUGCUCUUGUUCUUGAGAGGAACUCAAGACCAAAGCUGACUUUCAAAAUUUUAUGUCAAAUAUCCAUCCUGAGUUUAUUUGAGCCUGUGAUUGAACAAAACCUGUACUACUCAGGGAUGAAACUUACUACUGCCACAUUCACAUCAGCUCUGUGCAAUGCACUUCCUGCAAUGACAUUUAUAAUGGCUUGCAUUUUCAAACUCGAGAAGGUGAAUAUCAAAAGGCGUCACAGCCAGGCAAAGCUGGUGGGAACCAUGGUGGCUAUUGGAGGAGCAAUGAUCAUGACAUUAUACAAAGGGAAUGUCAUUGAGUUGCCUUGGACAAGCAAGCCAUGGGGGAUUAUUGGGAAGUCACAUGCUAUGAAUACUCCAAAGGAGGAGGAUAUAGCAAAAGGAUCAAUUAUGCUUAUAGCAAGCUGUUUCAGUUGGUCAUGUUACAUCAUUUUACAGGCAAACAUUAUGAAUACAUAUCAAGCUGAGCUCUCGUUAACAGCACUUAUGUGCAUUAUGGGGAUGCUGGAGGCUAGUGUUAUAGCAUUGAUAUGGGAAAGGAAGAACAUGUCUGUCUGGAAAAUCCACCUUGACAUGAAGCUUUUAGCUUCAAUAUAUGGGGGACUUGUCUCAGGGUUAGCAUACUAUGCUAUUGGAUGGGCAUCAAAGAAGAGAGGGCCUGUGUUUGUGAGCGCAUUUAACCCCCUCAGCAUGGUCAUCGUUGCUAUUCUGAGUUCCUUUGUUUUCUUGGAAAAACUCCACCUAGGAAGGGUUGUUGGAGCAGUUAUCAUCGUCUUUGGAAUAUAUUUGGUGCUAUGGGGUAAAAGCAAGGACAAGAUAGAGCAGGUUUCACCAAACACCGGGUGUGCAGAGAAUGUGGUAAGAAAUGACGAGCAGAUGGUUCGGACGCCUGAUAGUAACCAAGUACUACCCAUCCAUGACCAGUUAAUGAUCCCAAAGGCAGCAACUCAGUCUCAGUCAGUCUAA
This is a messenger RNA of Eruca vesicaria subsp. sativa (arugula), 1137 nucleotides long. NCBI's taxonomy places the organism in Eukaryota, Viridiplantae, Streptophyta, Magnoliopsida, Brassicales, Brassicaceae. The record is from the annotation of a GenBank genome assembly.